Penaeus indicus is the source of this 1179-nucleotide messenger RNA. RefSeq lists its product as uncharacterized. The transcript is spliced from 3 exons. Lineage: Eukaryota; Metazoa; Arthropoda; Malacostraca; Decapoda; Penaeidae. The record is from RefSeq and is a predicted model, not a curated record. Bases 1 to 1179 code for a protein of 392 amino acids.
AUGAGUCAUGAGGAAGUGGGGAACGAAGAUGGUGGCGAUAUUGAUGAAACGUCCCACGAACUGGAAAUCACAGUGUCGGAGAUCCAGCAGGCGCUGCGGAAACUCUCGAUGAACAAGUCACCUGGUGUUGAUAUUCCGGCAGAGCUGAUCAAGGCGGCGGGUGAGGCUGGAGUGAGUAUGAUGUUGACAUUGUGUAACAAAAUUUGGAAAUCAAGGAUAUGGCCAACAGAAUGGAAAGCAUCGCUAUUUAUCCCACUUUUCAAGAAAGGAGACAAGGACUGCAAGAACUAUGGAACAAUUUCACUUAUCCCGCAUGCUAGCAAAGUUCUGCUACAUAUCAACCAGAGGAUGGAAAGUUAUGCAGCUCGUGAAAUUCCAACUGAACAGGCAGGCUUCGUGAAAGGGGCUUAUAUCAGAACCAUACAGCAAAUUAAUACCGAGAAAACGAAGGUGAUGACCAUCGGCUGUGAAGAAGGCGGAGAUUUGGUUACGUUGAAUGGGGUGAAGCUUGAGGACGUGGAUAGUUUCAACUACUUGGGAGCGUUCGUCAACCGAAUUGGUGGCUGCGACAAGGUGAUAAAAAGUCGUAUUGGACAAGCUAAAAGUGCUAUGACGCACCUGACAACAGUUUGGAAGAACCACCAUGUGUCAAAAAAGUCCAAAAUACGUCUGGUACAAGCCCUCAUAUUCCCCAAUGCAUCCUAUGCUUGCGAAAAAUGGGCACUAAACGUAGUGGACGAGCGGAGGAUUCAAGCAUUCGAGAUGUGGUGCUGGCGUAGAUUGCUUAGAGUACCAUGGACAGUGUGCAGCAGGAAGGAGAGUAUAAUCAAUGAGAUUGGGGUCAACACCAUUCUGCUAGGUCGGAUCGCGAAUCGUAUGUUGAAGUAUUUUGGCCCCAUAAUGAGGAGGGAGGGUGACAACCUGGAGAUCAUACUGCAGGGAAAGAUCGAAGGAAAACGAGGCAGAGGCAGGCAGAAGAGAAGAUACGGCGACACCAUCAAAGCGUUGAGCGGAUGUGGCAGCAUGGUUGGAGCAAUGAGACUAGCGGAAAAAUCGUGUGGAGUGGCGAUCCGUCGCUUUUGCUGCGUCAGCAAGCUGUCUACGCUAAAUCAAAUCGAAAUCUGCAAAUUCGCUGAGAAGCAAGGGCUUCUCGAAACUGCACCAUCUAGUAGCAGCUGA